UCAUAACAAGUUUAUAAACAUUGAAAAUGGCCGAAUGACGUGAACAAACUCGUGGGGGAAUCCCAAACAUCGAACAAUAGUGGUUUCUGCUUCAUUUUCUACUUUAUAUUAAUGACAUUUAUUGAAGACAAUGCCUUGGUACUUCCCUUGGCCUGAUUAUAUCAAGAAAAAGGCAUGCAGGUAUCUACUUCAGCGAUACGUCGGCAAUUUCUUAGAGGAGAAAUUGACUCUCGAUCAGCUGAGUGUGGACAUUUACAGUGGCACUGGAACAGUAAAAGAUGUGAAGUUAGACGUCUGGGCACUGAAUGAGCUGUUGGAGAGCUGUGGAGCACCAGUAGAGAUCCGAGAUGGAAGCGUUGGAAGUAUCUCUGUUGAGAUACCAUGGUCAUCACUACUCACAUCUAGUAGCAAGGUUGAGAUUAAAGGAUUACAGCUUACUAUACAACCCAAGUACAGGACUGAAGAUGGCUCUCCAGAAGGGAAUGGGAGUAUCAGUGACUCGAUGUGGAGCAGUCUUACUAGUAGUAUCAUGCUAGCCCAGGAAUGUCUCAAGCAGGAUCCUACAGAAGGGGAGCAGGAGGCAGGGAGCAGUCAACCCUUUGAAGGACCAGAGCUCCUGGCACAGACCAUUGAAUCAGUUUUGAUGCGAGUUGAAGUGACACUGAUUGAGACUGUGGUUCGAUUAGAACAUGUACCACAAGGAUCAAGCACUGGAAUAGCUCUAGAAGUUCACAUUGAAAGGUUACGUUUCUUUGAUGAAGAUGCUCAGGAUGCGCUUCAUAGGGACCAAGGAAGCAGUGUCGACCCUGCCGAUCCACCACGCUUUGAACCAGCAGCCUUCGUACAUAAGAACCUACAGAUGAUGGGAGUCACAGUCAGAUGUGAAGAGUUUCCUGAGCAGCAGCGUCAGUCUGUUUGGGUUGUCUCUCCUUCUAGUUCUCCAUCAUCAGCUGAUCUCGUUGAAGAUGGUUCUUCUAAGGGUAUGAAUACUAAUGGAGGAAUGGAACAGAGUACAUUCUUGCAUGCAGCCUCCUCCCCUGAAAUGCCUCCUCAUCAUCCUCAUGAGAUGAAUGGGGUCAAAGGUCAUGGGUCAUCAGCAUUCACAGCUGACCUCUUAGGGUCAUGUCUGGUUGGAGAGUGUGCUGGCAAGCAAGAACUCAAAGUCAAGAUCAAGCAGAAUGAUCACAUAGCUGGACCAAAGGCUGACCUGGAUAUUUACCUGGCUUCAGUGAAUUUCUUCCUUUCUCCUAAACAAGUCCAUCUCUUGACAGAACUCUUUAGUGGAUUUCUGUCUCCAGCAACUUCAGAUGUAGCUACUGUACGAGGACGCCAGCCUAACAAGAUGAUGCAACCAGAGGAUUAUCAGAGAAUAGAGACCGAUAUACAGGAGCAUCAUCAGUUAGACCAAAGGAUGAGGAAGGAGUCUUGGAGUCUCCAUGACAAUGAUCUCGAUGACGAUGAUGAUGAUGAUGAUCUUCAACCUACCUUUCAACACUCAUUAGAUGAUGAUGAUGUGUUCUUCUCCAUGACGAGUAGCAUGAUGUCUCUCUCAACCUUCGUCCAUUCCAAUAACAUGGAAUCAUCUUUUACCAGCUCGAUCAGUUCUUGUUCCACCGAUACAAGUCGCACAGGCAGUGUAAGUCACAUGAGCUAUGGAAGCACCCUGUACAGAGCACCAGGGGCAUCACCUAUGGCUACUGCUAUGCCCAGGUCUACAGCAAACAAGAAACACAGGCACAAGAAAGGUUACACUGAGCAUCUAGAUGAUGCGGCUGAGAUGACACGCUAUAAGAUCCGUUUCAGCAGUAUCACAGCAACCAUCCUCCAUGAAGACCCUUCUCCUCCUCCUAUCAUCUCAGCAUCCAACAUCCCAUCCUCCUCCUCCUUCUCCUCAUCCCUUCCAUCCCCCGCAUCCUCUCAGACUAAGGUCGGUGGUGGUGGGAUGACCAGAGAGGAGGUGCUGUCACAGAGGGCAGGCUUCUUCUUUGGUGCGUUGGGUAAAGGUGGUUUCAGACGCAAGGAUCAAGAUGAUUGGGCGGAGAGGUUUGAGACUGCCUGCCCUCAUGAUCAUCUCAGACUAAUAGCAGCUCCAUUUACACUGGAGUGUGAAUGUAAGAGCAAUAGCCAUUGGAAUGUGACCCUAGUAGAGAUGUCUGUUGGGAGCGUUGACCUGCAAGAGUGUCUGUUCAGCAGGCAAAGUCCAACCAAUAGUCUACCCAAUAGAACACCUCAACCAGCUGAACACAUACAGAUCUUAUCUUUGAGUGGAGAAUGUGGAAGUGAAGGGAGCUAUGUAACCAAACCAAGCAUCAGGACCAAGUUAAAACAUGCACAGAAGAUCAGAAAUCAGACCAGCAAGCGGAGACAUAUAGUGAAGCCUACUCUAGAUGUGAGCAUAGAGUUGGGUGUGGUGGACUGUGAAGUGGAUAUCUCCCUAGUAGAUCGGCUUUACACCUUACUACAUCCUCAGCCAUCCUAUGCUUAUGAUUCCUCUGGUCAACGCAUGUAUCCUUCUAUGCAACCAAAUACAAGUCUGAAUAAACAGGCUUUCUUCCGACAAGCACUAGAUGAUACACCAAGUGGGUCUGACUUACAGACUAAUAUCAGUGUGACCUGCGCGUCUACAGUCAUAGCACUAAGGUUUCCCAUUCCUGAUCUGAGAGGGUUAAGUGAAGUGGCAUGGUGGAGGAGAUCAUUACGAGAUGAGAUACUCCUUGUACAGAUCACUGAUGGAGAAUUCACUUGUGCUAUCAGAGAUAACAAGACACAACAGAAGUUUCUUGUCAAAGCUAGAGAAAUCAAAUCCUCUGUGAAGCUAAAGCCAGAUGCAGCACCAAUGCCCUUCGUGAAAGUGAGUGAGGGUCGGCCAGACAAUUCAUGCAACUCAGACAGAACAUUCAACUGGCCAAGAUUACUGGUGGUAGUUAGCCCUGUCAUGCAACCCUCAGUGUUGGAAGAGGACCAAGAAGAUAGUCCACCUCCUGGACCUGAUCUUAAUAUGUCUUGGGAUAAGAGCUACUUCCAGCAGCAGGAGACAGAACCAUCACCUUUCAGCUCAAAGAAAGUCAUGUAUGAGAGUGAACAGAUGGUGAUGCCAGGAGACCAAGAAGAGAUGAGAGACUUCAUGAAGAAGACGAUACCCAACUCAAGACUAGUCUUUGAACUCAACAUCCCUAGGAUUAACAUGCUCUUAGAGAGUAAAGAAUUUGUAGAGAUACUCUACAACAGGUUUGCCAAUGACAUGCUGCUAUGGCAACCGGCAGCCCCCACACCACGAGACCCAAUGGAGAGUAGAUACCCUAACUAUCAGCAGGGAUCAGGUGGACUGGAUCUAGCUACCCAGCUGGCUGGGAGUAGUGUAGCAGAGAGGUUUGGCAUGUGCAAGUCUGGUCUGCAGUUCGAUUCCGAGUCAGAUGAUGAUGAGGAGCCGGACAGUCUUCAGUUCUAUUCCGUCUAUGAUCACACCUCAUCAUCAAUGAAUGCCAAGCAUCAUCGGUCAAAACAUGGUGGUCAGAUAGCAGAAAGGACUGGUGGUCAACAUUACAUGUCCUUUACUCUCAAUAUCAAUCAUGGUAAAAUGACCAUGGGAAUGCCCAUCAAGAACCCUGAUGGUACUGUGAGUGAGUCUGAACAUGGUGAAUGUCUUCUAGAGGUGGAGGAUGGGUGUCUGUUUGCAGUGGCAGCUUACAAGGGUAAUGAUAAUGAGAGUUAUCUCAGUCUUCAAGCUAACAGGGUAGCUCUGUAUCAUGAUGGUUGUGUAACCCACCCCUUCCGAGAGUCUCUUGACAGCACUAGACUGUCAGCUCCAGACCACAUGAAAUGCUGUCUCUAUCUCUCAGAUGAUGGAGCAUCAUCUAAGACAGGAGGGAGUGUAGGCAAAGGAGGGAACAGCCAGCAUAUGGUGUCACUAGCCAUGAAGAAUUCCUUUGAUCCUGCAGGCAAUGUCAAGACAUCCGAUUGUGCAAUAGCAGUGCGAGGGGCUACACUACGUCACUACAUGUGUCAACCUCAGUACCAUUGGAGUACUCAGUUAGGAGACUUCUUUGAUGUAAUAGAUGAACAGAUCAUGGGUUAUGAUAUGCCUGCUGCAGUCACUCAACUUCAUGCUCACUUCUGGGGCUGUGGACUAGACUACAGGCCUUUGUACUUACCAUUGAAGUCUUUCACCUUACUAGAGUCAUUGAGUAUAUCCAGUAACUUGGUAUAUGAAGCCAAGGAGUCACUACUGAGAUUUCUCAUAGACGAUGCUGCAUUGUAUAUAUCUGAAAAGUGCAAUGAUACCAAAGUCAAUCUGAAACGAGAUUAUGUGAGUGUUGUAGACCUUGGUAUGUUGGAGCUCUCUCUCAGACUGAGUAAUCAUGAAGAAAAGAAUCCCAAGACCGAGUUGAAGGUGACUAACAAUGUGGUACACGUCCGAACCUGUGCUGAUUCCUGUAGCGCCCUCGCUCGACUCCUUCUCUACCUAUCAUCUGAUGGUGAUGAAGGAUGUAACCCUGAUCAUCAAGGGGUCAAGGGAAGCAGUACGACUCAACCAGUAGAGGUCCCUUCUGAGGAGGAGCCAUCACCUAAACAAACCAACGGAGAUAGUCCUGUCUCUCACUCGCAUUCUGAUCAGAUGAAACAACUGAUGGAUGAAGCUAUGAGAGAGCUCAACGGUGAUUCACCAUCACCUAAGAACUCACCCCAAAACAGAGACCAUGUAGUCCACAUUCCCUGCACCUUGAAGCAAGACGAUGGAGCGGAGAUGUUUCUCUUCCCAGAUGAAGAUGAUGGCUUGGUUGAUGAGAUGAAGGAAGAAGAAGAUGAGGAUGAUGUUGAGGUGUUGAUUGACAUCACCCCUCCAGGAAGCAGUCCUGUCUCAUUGGGUGUGUCCUCAGGGAGUGGUGGUAGCUGGACCGAACCAGACGGCUUCUAUAAUGAUGAAGAGUUCUGUGUUCUUGAUGACCCUGGCAUGGGUGUCUUGAGACACAAUGGUGAACCUGAGGUGAAGGUAUUAGAUGAUGGACCAAUCAAGAUCGACCAAGAUCACUUUACUCCACCUAGGAGUAGAGGUGAUCAACUCAACGCUCCUCUAGACUUCCCUACUCCUACCAUGAGAUAUACACUACAAGAGAUGACAGUCAUAUGGCAUAUCUAUGGAGGUCAUGACCUUAGGUCAUCAGGGUCAACCAAGAAUAUCUACAAACCAGAUCUUAGAGGUAGCAGCCCAGCACAUAGUGGAGAGAAAAGGCAACAAGGAGGGAGUGGUAGCAGUUCCCCUCUCAGGAGACAGGGAGACAAGCCAACACACAAUGUAGCUAACAUGAGAUGGCAGGAGAGAGGAGGACCAGAAAGAGAUCAUUCUGUACUUAUGGAACUACAAAUGAACAAAGUGCGCUUCCGUCAUGAAUCGUAUCCGUCCGAUGCAAAGCAAUCUUCAAGACAGAUUCUCUUGAUCAAUGACAUUGAAGUUCGAGAUCGUCUUGCUCAGUCACAGAUCAACAAGUUCUUGUAUCUCUAUUCCUCUGAAGCCAGACCAAAGAGAACACAUGCAAACAUGGUGCUAGUGAAAGCUCUUCACAUCCGACCAGAUCCUGAUGUAGACACAGAAGAAUGCUGUCUUAGAAUCUCUCUUCAGCCUCUCAGAUUCAAUAUUGAUCAGGAUGCCUUGUUUUUCUUGCGAGAUUUCUUCACCGAGGUAUCAUCUGAAACGAGUCAAGUUCCAAGUCCAGAUCACAAGCCUAGUAGAUCUCCAUCAGACAAGAAGACAUGCAAAGUGAGGAUAACAGACGCCCCACCCCAAAUCAUUCCUAAUCAACCCGUCCCAUCAGAUCAUCCCAUCAAUAACCAAGCAGUCAAUGACAAGAUCAAAACAUCUAACUCACCUGCACAACCUAUCUUCUUCAAGUCCUUUGUAUUCUCUCCUGAUGUUCUCAUCAAGCUGGAUUAUGAAGGGAAGCGUGUUGACAUGGAUCAAGGUACAUUCCUGGGUCUUCUGGUGGGUUUAGGUCAACUCAACCAUUCUGAACUGACAUUGAAGAGACUACAUCAUAGACAUGGGUUGCUUGGUAUAGACAGACUGAUUCUGUAUGCUAUGAAUGAAUGGAUGCAAGACAUCAAGAAAUCACAGCUACCCAGAGUAUUGGGAGGUGUAGGACCAAUGCAUUCCUUUGUUCAACUCUUCCAAGGCAUGUUUGAUCUGGUGAGGUUACCAGUUGAGCAGUACAAGAGAGAUGGGCGCCUUGUCAGAGGUAUCCAGAGAGGCGCCAACUCAUUUGGUACAUCCACUGCAAUGGCUGUUGUUGAACUUACCAACAGAUUUGUCAAGCUUCUACAGGUUGCUGCAGAGACAGCAUAUGAUGUAGUGUCCCCAGGCCCCAGUGUGUCUAGUCGAGCUAUCACAUACGGUCCAUUCGGUCAGCAGAGACUAGCUAGACAACCUGCAGACUUCAGAGAGGGAAUGGCUAAUGCUAUCAAUGUAGUCAGAGAGGGUUUGGGUGAUACAGCUACAGCUAUCAUGCUGACAGCUAGGGAAGAACAUGAACAUAAGGGUGUGUCCGGAGCAGUGGGAGGUAUCCUACGUCAGAUACCACCUUCCGUUAUACGCCCUCUCAUCUUAGCAACGGAAGCAACAUCCAGCGUCCUGGGUGGGGUCAGGAAUCAGAUGCUACCAGACGCACGUAAGGAGGAUGCAGAGAAAUGGAGAUCAAAGGCAAAGUGAAUGGUCUUAUCAGUCAGUACCGUGUCUAGCAUCUCGGAUGGAGUCACAGGGGUGGGUCAGAGGCACCAAGAGUAAGAGGGAAUGGAGGUCUUAGGCAGAGUUAGCCUCAGACAUCUAGAGGGUAAUUUGUCCAUCCAUUGUGGUAUGUGUACUUACAUGUGUAAACCAUGCUGGAUGACGAUGUUGAGGCAGAGAGCAUGGAUGCAGGUGAAAUAUGAAGACCUCAUUCAAAGAUUUAACUCCUAGUAUUUAUGUACUCCAUCAACAUUAGUCUACAUCAUAUCAGAAGUACCUGUAUACUGUAGUUGUUCAUAUGUGUGAAUAGAGACAAGAGACCUAUACCGUAGAUUACUAGUAUUCCUUAUGUCUGUUUUCCUGUGACAAUAGUGAGCAGAUUAUGAUCCUGGCUAAUAGUGCAUAGUUGCAUUCCAUUUGAUGUGAUAAUGCUGGGUGCUGUGUUAUAUUAUGAAACAUUUCAAUGAAUUAUGUCAUGAACUAAGAUUUGACUAUGGAGUAUUACACAUGAAAUUAGAUUGCUAUCUUAAACUGUCUAUUUCUUCUAAAUGCAAAAGGUGUUUCAUGAAUGAUUGACAGUAGCUCUAGUGAAAUAAAUUAUCUUAAUUGGUAUUGGUAGAUGUUCUGCUUACUUGUCAUCUUAUUGCUUAUAUAUAUAUUACCUCGCUACACAUACUUUACAUUUGUGCUAUACAUGAAAUCACUGCUAUUAUUAUUUAUUAUUGAUAAAAAAUAGCAACAAAAACAUACAUCCUGAAGUUUUUCGUCUUGCACUCAUCAGAUAAAAUCGCAAGAGUGAAUAGAAAGCCAAAAUUAGGCAAUAUAAGCAGAAGCUUAUGUAGUUAUCUUUCAUACAUCAGGAGGAAUUUGUAUCCAGCAAUAGAAAACAAAACCUGUAUAGAAUGCACAUCAAUAACAUCUACAUUGGUAGAUCUAGACAUUAUUCCUGAAGUUUGUGGUGUCAUGUAUGCAGCAUGUUAAUACAAACACUUAUUGUUUGUAAAUGUCUGGAUGUACUCUCAUGUUUCAUGAAAUGUAAUGACCAUAUAUGUUAUUGGAGGUGACUUUGUUUAGCAAUCUGUGAUAAAUUGAGCCUGAUUUGAUGUGCCAUUCAUAAAGCGCUUCCAGCCCAUCCACUUUGCUGUGCCUUUAGCCAAGGUUUAUUUCCCGCUUUACUACUCUUGAGACUGUUUUCCACUGUUUUUCUUUCAAAUAAUAAGAUGUCUUUAAAUAAUGGAGAUUAUCUUCUUAUUUCCACACAGUAAUUGGUUCAUAAAUUUGUAACUUUCUUUUAUAUUAUCAUAUGUUUAUGUCAAACUAAUUUCACAAACAUAACUAAAGUACAAAGGGCAGCAUUUGUGUUGUCACAGUGGUGUAAUUACCACAACUGAUUAUAA
Strongylocentrotus purpuratus (purple sea urchin) is the source of this 8112-nucleotide messenger RNA. Its product is annotated as autophagy-related protein 2 homolog B. Gene Ontology annotation, molecular function: phosphatidylinositol-3-phosphate binding. Gene Ontology annotation, biological process: autophagy of mitochondrion; autophagosome assembly; reticulophagy. The record is from RefSeq and is a predicted model, not a curated record. NCBI's taxonomy places the organism in Eukaryota, Metazoa, Echinodermata, Echinoidea, Camarodonta, Strongylocentrotidae. The transcript is spliced from 44 exons. The coding region runs from base 131 to 6700 and encodes 2189 amino acids. Gene Ontology annotation, cellular component: phagophore assembly site; extrinsic component of membrane.